Amyelois transitella is the source of this 281-nucleotide messenger RNA. RefSeq names its product MICOS complex subunit Mic10-like. Gene Ontology annotation, cellular component: mitochondrial inner membrane; MICOS complex. The coding region runs from base 1 to 255 and encodes 84 amino acids. The record is from RefSeq and is a predicted model, not a curated record. The transcript has 3 exons. NCBI's taxonomy places the organism in Eukaryota, Metazoa, Arthropoda, Insecta, Lepidoptera, Pyralidae.
AUGAGUAAAACUGACAAUAGAGAUUUUGAGGAGAGAUAUGCGGCUUGCUUCGUCGAUUUUGGAGUUAAGACCGCGGCGGGACUUCUAAUAGGCAGUAUGGUGGGCACAUUCUUCCUUCUAGGAUUCAAGAAGUGGCCCAUGUACGUCGGCGGCGGCAUCGGCCUCGGGAUGGCGUACUCAAACUGCGAGAAAAGUCUUAACAAUUAUCUGCUGUCAAUGGAUCCGAAACUUUGCGUUUUAAAAAAAGGUCCAUGAUGCAGUGCAGUGGUGUCCGUGUAAAC